Molecule: messenger RNA, 1254 nt
Organism: Neltuma alba
Lineage: Eukaryota; Viridiplantae; Streptophyta; Magnoliopsida; Fabales; Fabaceae
Product: ervatamin-B
Exons: 4
Coding region: 37-1095 (352 amino acids)
Biological process (GO): proteolysis
Molecular function (GO): cysteine-type peptidase activity
Source: RefSeq, a predicted model, not a curated record
GUUUCAUUUCUCAGUAACUGAAACAACAAAAUAAGCAUGGCUUUCUACACUAGUAUGUCUCAGUUCCUUUUUCCCUUGAUCUGGUGUUCUAUUCUGAUUUGUCUCUCUUCAGGAUUCCCUACCAGCGAAUCAUCAGUUUCCCCUUCAAAGGCUGAACAAGACUUUGAAAUGUUCCAGCAAUGGAUGGCGGAGCAUGGAAGAGUCUACGCAAACUCUGAAGAGAGCAACACUAGAUUCCAAAUAUUCCAAAGAAAUCUCAAGUACAUCACUGUGACAAAUGCCAAGAGAUCCAAUUCUUCUGGUGCCUAUCGUUUGGGACUCAACAAGUUUGCUGAUAUGAGUCCUGAGGAGUUUAAGAGAGUGUACCUCCAUCCCCUGGAGGUUCCGACCACCAUCGCGCCGGCUACCUCGAGGUCGGGACAUAGGCAGCCCAACAAUUCAUGUGAAAAUGCACCUUCUUCCAUGGAUUGGAGACAGAAAAGAGUGGUGACUCCUGUCAAAAACCAGAAAAGAUGUGGAAGUUGUUGGGCAUUCGCGACCACUGGGGCAAUCGAAUCAGCGAAUGCAAUAAGAAACGGGGAACUUGUUCGCCUUUCUGAACAAGAACUUCUGGAUUGUGACCUCACCAACCAUGCUUGUUCAGGAGGAUUUCCCGUGACGGCCUUUAAAUGGGUUGUCAAGAAUGGUGGGCUCAGUAAAGAAGAUGAUUAUCCUUAUGUGGGGGAAAAGGGUCAUUGCAAAGCUGAAAAGAAAAGUGUUGUGAAAAUAAAUGGCUAUCAACGCGUAAAGCAGUCGGAUCAUGCUCUCUUGUGUGCCAUCGCUAAUCAACCUAUUACGGUGGGUUUGGAUGCAACACCACUUCAAUUUUAUCAGGGCGGGAUUAUUGAUGGUGAAAGUUGCCCCAUGGGAAAUCAACCAAAUCAUGCAGUUUUGAUCGUGGGAUAUGACUCAAAAGAUGGCAAAGAUUAUUGGAUUGUAAAGAACUCAUGGGGAGAAGAUUGGGGAAUGAACGGAUACUUCUUGAUUCAAAGGAAUUCAAAAGCACCAAAUGGAGUUUGCUCUAUUAAUACUGCCGCUUCAUACCCAACCAUAUAGACUAGUACCACUAAGUUGCCGUCAAUUUCUGAUUUGGCGUUGUUAUGAACUCUAAGUAUGUCUACCCUAAAUUUUAAAUAAAGAGUCAGAAACUAUUGGUUAUAAUAUAUUUAUGUAUUGACCAUCAGAAUCCUACUCAGAUUUAUCAAUUUUACUUUU